Molecule: messenger RNA, 2480 nt
Organism: Acomys russatus (golden spiny mouse)
Lineage: Eukaryota; Metazoa; Chordata; Mammalia; Rodentia; Muridae
Gene: Sorbs3
Product: sorbin and SH3 domain containing 3
Exons: 21
Coding region: 170-2383 (737 amino acids)
Molecular function (GO): protein binding
Source: RefSeq, a predicted model, not a curated record
GAUGGGACUAGUAGCCAGGCCCCAGCUCCUCACCCAGGCUGUGCCUUCUCUUGUGAGAAACAGGAAGCUGGGACCUUUAGCAGCUCAGCGGCACCCUCUACAUUAAAUAUUUAUCUUGGAGUCCAGGUCAGAGCCUUAGUGCCUAAGAAGUCCUCUGCUGGUGAGGGGAAUGGCCAGGAUUCCUGGAGUUAGAAGAUCUUCCACUUCGUUGGAGAGCAAGGAAGAUAGUGAAAAUGAUGUGGCCCUUCUUAGUCCCAAGGACCCUGACAGAGCACACGCGAAGGAGCAGCAGGCACAUCCUGUGUCCUCCAACUUUGACCCAAGCAUGCAAGGCUUCCCUGCUGGGCUCAGCCUGGAGGAUUUCAUCCCUGGCCAUCUACGGACCCAUAUAGGCCCAUCUUCCCGGGGGACAAGGGUGCCUGUGAUCCGGAAUGGUGGCUCCAACACCCUUAAUUUCCAGUUCCACGACCCUGCGCCCAGGACUGUGUGCAAUGGCUAUGCCCCGCCCAGGAGAGAUGGUUCCCAGCAUCCAGACCCAGCGUGGUAUCAGACUUGGCCAGGCCCUGGGAGCAGACCCUCUGCGAGCCCAAAGCAGCCUGCCUCCCAGCAUGCCCAGAACUGGUCAGCCACAUGGACCAAGGACAACAAGCGACGGGACAAGCGCUGGGUGAAGUACGAGGGAAUCGGGCCCGUGGAUGAGAGCGGCAUGCCCAUUGCUCCCCGAUCUAGUGUUGACAGCCCCAGAGACUGGUAUCGGAGAAUGUUCCAGCAAAUUCACCGGAAGAUGCCAGACCUGCAGCUGGACUGGACCUCGGAAGACUCGCCCAAAGUGGUUUCCUCACGUGCCUCUUCUGCGGACCCCAGGCAUCCAGGGCCUCAGCAAAGACCUGCUUCCAGGCCUGGUACAGCUGUGACUUCUAGCGGAAGAAACUGGAACCACUCUGAAGAGACAUCUCGAAAGACCUUUAACUAUAAUCUUGGGCCAUCCUCUUCGGGGCUCCACCCCCCAAGUCAGGUAUCCAGACGUCGAGAGAAAGGAGAGAAUGUCUGGUCAGAAGAUUCCUGGAACCAGUUUCUACAAGAACUAGAAAGUGGGCAUAAGCCCAAGAAACCACUGGUGGACGGCCCUGUUGAGAAGCCUGCCCAGCCCAUUGAGGUCCUGCUAGAGAGAGAAUUAGCCAAGCUGAGCGCAGAACUGGACAAGGACUUGCGGGCCAUCGAGAACCGUCUGCCGUCCCCCAAGAACUCUUCUCAGACUUCUCAGACUCCAGGACGGUCCGCUGAGCAGCAGGUCCCGGAGCAGCGGCCCUCCGCCCGCCCGUCCUCACCUUGGAGGCCCAACUCCCCGCAUGCACCUCACUUCGGUUCCUCCCGACCCUUGAGCCCCCACAGAAUGGCAGACGGUGUAGGAAGUCCCUUUCUGGGACGCAGAGAUUUUGUCUACCCUUCCUCAACCGGAGAGCCUAGUGCCUCUGAAAGGGGUAGCAGCCCUGCGAGGAAGGAGGAGAAGAAGAGGAAGGCUGCCCGGGUCAAGUUUGACUUCCAGGCGCAGUCCCCCAAGGAGCUGACCCUACAGAAGGGUGACAUCGUCUACAUCCACAAAGAAGUGGACAAGAACUGGCUGGAAGGGGAGCACCAUGGCCGACUGGGCAUCUUCCCAGCUAAUUAUGUGGAGGUUCUGCCUGCACAUGAGAUCCCCAAGCCCAUCAAGCCGCCCACGUACCAGGUGCUGGAGUAUGGAGAUGCUGUAGCCCAGUAUACCUUCAAGGGAGACCUGGAGGUGGAGCUGUCCUUCCGAAAGGGGGAGCACAUCUGCCUGAUCCGCAAGGUGAACGAACAUUGGUACGAGGGGCGCAUCACAGGCACAGGGCGCCAAGGCAUCUUCCCUGCCAGCUACGUGCAGAUAAACAAGGAGCCCCGGAUCCGGGUCUGCGACGAUAGCCCCCAGCUCCCUGCAUCACCUCACCUGACAGCCACCGCUCGGCUAGCCUGCCACUCCAGCUCCCCCUCAACACACAUGGACCCCACUGACUGGGGAGGUCGGACCUCCCCUCGCCGGUCUGCCUUCCCCUUCCCCAUCACCCACCAGGAGCCCAGAUCCCAAAGCCAGAACCUCAGUAGCCCCGGACCAGCCCUGUCCCAUCCUCGAAGCACCAGCCAUCCCGUAGACCUGGGGGCCUCCUCCCCAAGCACCACAGAGAUACACUGGACUCCGUACCGGGCUAUGUACCAGUACAGGCCUCAGAAUGAGGAUGAGCUGGAACUCCGAGAAGGGGACCGUGUGGAUGUCAUGCAGCAAUGUGACGAUGGCUGGUUUGUGGGUGUUUCCCGGAGAACUCAGAAAUUUGGGACGUUCCCUGGAAAUUAUGUAGCCCCGGUGUGAGUGGUCUCCAUGGCAAUUUGGAGCCAACGAGGAUGGGGUGGGGAGCAGUAGUAGUAUGAGAGGAAGAGAGCUCCUCCCCCACACCCUCUUCCCCCAG